AUGGUGAAAAGGAGGAUACGCCGGGCGGGGGAGGGGGGAGAAGCUGGGUGGGGGGCCACCAGGCGGCGCAGGAGACCACCAAACUUUCCUCCGACUGUUUCCUGGAGGGAGUUCAGGCACGAAGGCUACGGGAGCUGCCUCGCCACCUUGGCCGGGGCCGAUUACGGCCACCAGACCCCUGGGCACACGGCCUCACGAUCUCGUUGGUCCCCGGCGGGGACACGCAGCCCAAGGAGGCCUUGCCCACCCGCGGUGGCCGCCUCCGUGAGCCCCUCCCCCACGGCGCCCCGGGACCCCUCGCCCUGCACCUCGGGACCCCAGGCUCCAGGAUACUGUCCGCUCGGAGCUGAGCAGGCCUCGAGAAGGCCUGGCAAGAGAAAGCACGGCACAGCCCCCCCCCCCCCCAAGAAUUUCCCACCUUUUCUCCUGACCCAGACGCGGCCGGGGCGGACGGGACCUCUCGCGCUCUACCUUCUCUUCCUCCUGCUUCAUGGAGCCAUGCGUCUGGGUGGAGGCUCCCGAGAAAAGCCGAGUCCCAAGGCGGGUGAGGACGCCCGAAGGAGGCCGGCAGGAGGGCAGAGGAGGAAGCAGCGGGGCGGCGGCGGCCGGGGAGAACUAGAGGUAUUCCCGGGGCGGGUGGAGGACUGAGUCGAGUCGGGACCCGAGUCCUCCUCUAUCCCAGCAACCACCGGAGGCAGUGAGGUAAUGGAGGAAGAAUGUAGGGAGUCCUCCAGUGGACCAAACGUCCUCUAGCGAGUCGGUGAGAACCAUAGAGAUCCCGGAGCUCUGGGAGUACCGCCCCACUAGUCACGUGGCCUUAGUCCGCACAUUUUUGUGAUUGGCGCUGCUUAUCGUAUAGGCAGCUGCCUUUCGUUUGUGGGCGCCGAGUCUCAGGCAGGUGAUAGUGAGAGAAGCCCUCCGGGAAGACCUGGACCCUACUGGGGUCCCCUUGCGGGCGCGGAGCCCACCCAGUGCGGCUCACGGAUGUCAGGCCGGCCGGCGCAGGGUUUGCCGGGUCAGCCCGGCCAGGCCGCGGCGCAGAGCACGCCGGGAGUUGUAGUUCUAGUCGCGCGACAGCUUUGUCCUGGAGGCUGCAAGUGGCACUUGGAGCUGCAGCCUAGGGAGCUCCGGCCAUACCCGAGCGGUCGCCCACGUUAGCAACGCAAUUCGGAACUGUCAACGGCUUUUCUCCCCAGGCGCCCACGCUCACAUCACUUGGCCUGACCGAGUGUCCGCCUUCGAAAGUGGCUUGAAAGUGGGCAGCUUAGAUCAAGCCAAAGGCUGCCAGAACCAGGCCCACCGAGAGUGUUCCAGGCUGAAUGUCAGACUUGGCACCUGGCCUCUUUAGCUUCCCUUUGCGCUGUAGAAGGGCAGGCUGACUCAGCUUUAGGGGUGGCCCAGGCCGCAUCUACUCACGUCUGUGAUUCAUCACCAGAAGCCCCAGAUGACAUCAGUAGAAUACCCAUGUAUAGGAUUAGGCUAGGACGACUAAGCAGUCCCAGAAACUGAAGAGGCUUAAGUAGAAUGAGUGGGUUCCUAGCAUCCACAUGGCAGCUCACAACAGUUUGUAACUCCAGUUCCGAGAGAUCGCACACCCCUUCCUAGCCUCCCAGGCAUCACAUACAUGAGCUGCACAUGAACACAAGCAGACACAUACAUACACAUAAAUGUCUGAUUUUAAAGUCUAUUAGUACAUGUUUACUUGUAGGAAACAAAGCCUGAGGGAACGGAAUGUUCAGUGUUUUUGGAGUCAAGCUUUGAGAAUCUAGCAAAAGAUUGAGAAUCCAGCAAAAGAUUUCGAGAAAGAGUAACGACACCCUAUGCUUUAUGAAAAGGAUCUCUACAGCAGUCUUUAUAAUUACUAUAAACCUCACAGACUUGAAGUGCUUAUUGCUGUUGAGGGCAGGUUUGGCAGUGUCUGACUUUCCCUGUCUGCCUGAGAAACUGAAAACUGUAUGAUCAUGUGGCUUAGAGCCAGAAAGAAGGAAGCAGAAAACCAGAGAUGGGGGUGGUGGUUGUUGUUAUUGUUUGUUUUUGAG
This is a messenger RNA of Myodes glareolus (Bank vole), 2039 nucleotides long. NCBI's taxonomy places the organism in Eukaryota, Metazoa, Chordata, Mammalia, Rodentia, Cricetidae. The record is from RefSeq and is a predicted model, not a curated record.